AUGUCUACAGUCACCACAUCCACAAUCACCGAAGAUACCUUCGAUUCCUUGCACACCCUGUGGCCGAAAUGUCAAGACGGGAAUCUGCUCACUUUGGCCUCACGCGAAAGUUAUCACCAGGCCGAUGUGACACUACAGAAUUUCCCCGGCUUCCAGGCCUACCUGUACGACAUCGAAACGCGCAAUCCAAACCCGGACCCGUCUAAACUGGCAACUUUUGCGCCUUCUCGCACCUCUCAGAUCCAACUGCUAAAGUCUAGCAGUCACCUUGCUCGCCAUGCGAGUACCUCGGUCCUCCUCCAUGAGCACCGCUUACAGCACCCGCAGGGGAGCGGUCUACUCUCGGGGUCUACGCAUGGUGAGAAGGUGAUCCGACAAUCUUUACGUCAACUCCUGGAUAGUUUCAAUAUCCUAUUGUCGGAUGGGACCUUUGGGUGGCGGGCUGAGAAGUACCCUUUUGCGCCGGCUUUGUUUAGACAUGGGGUCAUGGAAGCUCGAGUUAAUGAUGUUUUGGCGGAUCGCCGGUCAAAUGAGGUCUUUGCUAUCCUUGAUACAAGGACGGUUUAUCGCAGUAGAGACUUGCGAGGUCUCUACUGGGAGGAAACUGCCAAGAUGGUGUCCUGGAUUCAGCAUGACCUGUGGAAGAACCGCCAACAACCUCCUCCUCGUUACCUGAUUAUAUCUCAGUACCAGACUGAGAUAUUCAUCAUUGUUGGAAAUUUCAAUAAAGAAUACGAGGAGUACAUCCGAGUCAUCGACGGGCAUAAGAUCGGGGCACCCAAGCCGGUCCCUGAGAUGAUGGAGAUGCAGGAAUAUGGGCCUUUCAAUAUUGAUGAUGCGUCGCAUAUGAAGGAAUUUGCAAGACAAACUGUUGCAUAUUACUAUGAGAUCCGAAGGACGGCAAGGGUUGAGGUGCGAAACUAG
This is a messenger RNA of Penicillium cataractarum, 924 nucleotides long. RefSeq lists its product as uncharacterized. The record is from RefSeq and is a predicted model, not a curated record. The transcript is spliced from 2 exons. Lineage: Eukaryota; Fungi; Ascomycota; Eurotiomycetes; Eurotiales; Aspergillaceae. The coding region runs from base 1 to 924 and encodes 307 amino acids.